This is a messenger RNA of Effrenium voratum, 1286 nucleotides long. The record is from the annotation of a GenBank genome assembly. Lineage: Eukaryota; Dinophyceae; Suessiales; Symbiodiniaceae.
AGCCGCCGCUCCUGCCAAGAGAAGCACGUUAGUACCAAAAAGCCCCUGGAGGAAAAGCCAUGUCGAUGUCCAAGCUUUGCGAGGUGAAGGCCAAGAACGAGUUGGCGAUGAGCAUAGCUGACGCAUCCACGAGAGCCUCGGAAUCCCACGUGGAUGAGGAUGGGAUGUCUGAUGCCUCAGCUGCUUCUUUGGGAAACACGACCUUGGCCAGCUCAAAGCUGAGCAAGGCCCGCAAUGAGAGGGACAGAGGCCCUAAGAGGGCAGCGAAGAGGAUCCGAAGAGCCAUGAUCAAGAAAGGCAUGUGUCAGGAGGUUGUGGAUGCGAUGACGGACCAGGAGGUGCUCAAUGCGAGGGAGACCUCACGGCGAACACCGUUUUCAGAUCUCCUCGCAGAGCACUUGGGCAUGGUCUCGGAGGGCGCCGCGGUCACAAUCCAGGAGCGGCUGAGUGCGGCGCUUGCCGUGCCUGCGGGCCUGAAGGAUCCGCUUACGGAAGCGGAGUUGAGCCGGGCGCAAGCCUUUGCCAAGCCGGCGGAGGGAAUCGGUGGCAGGUGCAAGUUCUGUGGUGUGGUCUGGGACCCCUGCCACGCCCAGGGCAAGAACCACCUCAAGGCGGUCACAGAGCAUGCCCUGGGGACACGGCUCUUUGGCCCAGCCUCUUCAGCGAAGAGGCUUGACGCCACUGGGCUCGUGGUUGCCGGGCGAAAGCCGACCAAGCAGGAGGUCCAGCGCUUUUGGGGCGAUGUCACGCUGAUGCCCGUCGUGUUGUGGGACCGCCUGAACAAGGGGGAAGGCAUCCAAUUGCGCUGGGGCGGUGCGAAGAGCAAGGUGUGGCAGAUCAAGGCAGCCGUGGCGAACGGGCCCGUGGAGAACACUCUCAUCAUCCGCUCUGCCGAGUUGGCCGUGGUGAGGUAUGACCCGAUCAGCGGCAAGUACUCCAACCGGGGAGACUACUCCCGGGACGCGUUUGCGCGAUGGGAGGAGUUGGAGCAGGAGCUGGGCGAGAUCCAAGACGGCCUCCAGGGCCUUCACUCCCAGGAGCCGUGGUGGCCCGUUCUUGAGAUCCAUGUGGACGCCGAUGGCACCACUGCGGUCAUCCUCGUUUGCUACUACCAGCUUCUGGAGGCCAUCAUGUGGGCUUGGGUCCUGACCUUGGCGCGGUAGAUGUCUUCUAAUCCUGUUGCUGGUGUGCUUGGCGUUUCGCCGAGCUGCCAGUGACAAGGUUGGCACGCCCAUUUCCGUCGCCGCUCAGUGGCCCAGGCUCCAAGUUACAGUUUUGCCCAAGCA